Messenger RNA from Lottia gigantea (owl limpet), 636 nucleotides. RefSeq lists its product as hypothetical. Bases 1 to 636 code for a protein of 211 amino acids. NCBI's taxonomy places the organism in Eukaryota, Metazoa, Mollusca, Gastropoda, Lottiidae. The record is from RefSeq and is a predicted model, not a curated record. The transcript has a single exon.
AUGUCCGAUGACGAAGGUACUGGAAGCCGGCUAAAUACAGAAAACGUACAGCUUGGUGAUGGGCCAAAUCAACACAACGACAGCGAUAUUGGUGAUGGUGAAAGACUGAAGUUAUGGUUGAAAAGAAAGCGCAUCGUAAAGAGCCAGCUUACUAAAGCCAGGUUAGCAUUAACUGCAUUAUUAUGCUCUAAUGAAUCACACGAAAAAAUAAAAAACGCAGUUGGACAUGUUCUAAAUUGUCAGGAAGAAGCAAUUGACAUUCUUUUGGCCCUAUGUGAUAUCGAUGCUGACAAAUUUGAGCCCGAACUUGAACUUAUUCAAUCUUAUCCAGUUUUAUCUGAUAUACUUAAUAAGGCCUACACACUCCAGUUCAAUGCAGAUGACAUUAGGUCCCCAACGAGCAGCGAGAGGGGAGCGAGCCCUAAUCAACAAGAUGCCAAUUUGCAAGUUGACAAAGACAUGUAUCACCAAUUAAAGCGUGUCACUAUUCCAAAAUUUAACGGUAACAAAUUGGAGUAUCAGAUUUUCAUGGAUGCCUUUAAGCAGUGUAUCGAUCAGGCAAAAUGCUCAGAUGGUUACAAAAUGUUACAACUUCGUCAAUAUCUUGAAGGUGACGCUUACAAGGCAAUAGAAUGA